GGAGGUGGAGGAGGAUUCCCUCCUUUUUGCUUAUGGUCUUGUUCGCGCGCGUCAGCCUCGUCGCGGCAUUCGAUCCCGUAACAUCGUUGCUCCCGACCAUGAGACAGUCGGGUGCCGGUCACGGGACGUCGCCUCCAACGUCACCAACGACGUCCCCGUCGUCGUCGUCGUCGUCGUCGCUGCCAGCGUCGUCGUCGUCGUCGUCAGCGUCGUCAGCGUCGUCGUUCUUGUUUUCGUUGUUUUCGUUGUAUUCGUUGUUUUCGUUGUCAUCCUCAUCCUCGUGGCCGUGGCUUUCGUCGUCGUCGUCGUCGUCGUCGUCGUCGUUGUGUCACGAGCCUUUCGUUUUUCAUCUUAAAUCUACCAACUCGUAAAGUCAAACAACAGGUUCUCAAAAACAACACACCUCCAUCCCUCCUUUUUCCUCCCUCUCACCCAGCCCUUUUUUUAAUUUCAUCCUAAUUCUUAUUUUUUGUCCUUUUCUUUAUUCCUAUCUUCCUUUGUUUGUUUGCCUCUUUUUCUUCUUUUCCUUUCUUUCUUUUUUUUUUGUUUUCUUUCUCCCCCCUCCCUCUGUCCUAAUCUUAUUACCUCUUCUUAUCCUCUCUUAAACAACCCUUUUUCGAAAGAAUCUACUUCUACUUUCCCUUUCUCAUCCUCUUCCUCUUCCUCUUCUUCUUUUUUUUCUUCGACGAUUAUCCAAAAAGGAAAACAACACGCACGCCGGGGAAACAGGAUAGACAUUAAAGAGAGCUAGGAGGAGUGCUAGAAGGAGAGAGAAAGAAAGACGAGUCGCACCAGUAUAGGACAAUCUGAUUGUUUAAAAUCAUCGUAAGCGAUGGAAGGAUUGCAGGAACAAUCGUAAGAAUUUCUUUUUUACGAUCAUAUUAUCGUAUACAAGGUAUUCAGGACAAUCAUUAAUCUGAGAAUCACCGAAAAAAAAGAACUUUAACGUCUACCUCGAUCAUGCUCAGCCCAAAGAUGCAAAGAACCGUGAGAAUAAACGACUCACAGCUAGUGAUGCUCUCGGAGAAAGCCCAUUUUGAUAAUUCGAUGACCGGAUAUUUACACAAACGAACCGCUGAUUCAGCAAAAUGGCAAUUAAGAUGGUUCGUCUUGUAUCAGAAUCUGUUAUUCUAUUACGAAAGCGACACUUGUUCACGACCAAGUGGCGUCAUUUUGCUAGAGGGCUGCUAUUGCAAUCGUCUCAUCACCGCUAAAGGCAAAGAACCGGAUAAACAACACUGUUUUGCGAUAACGUACAGAAGGGAAAAUCAACGAAAAUACGAGUUGAAAGCGGGUACAGAAACGGACUGCAAACAGUGGAUCGAUGCUAUACAAGAAGCCAGUUUCAACAAAUUGCUGCAGCAAAAGGAAGAACUCGAGCAAAAGCAUCUGCACCUGUUGCAGAUCGUGGAAAGUGAGAAAACGGCUAAGUGGCAGUACACACAACAAUGCGAGGAGCUUGCAUCGGAAAUAAAAAAGCUCAGGGCGGAGUUAUGUACUUUGAAGAAGGAACUAAGGCCAUCAGUUACGCAAGGUUUCACAACUCGUCCAGGAGUUCAAAGGACUUUGUCCCAAGGAACAGGAAGUUUAGCAAGUGGUAUGGGAUAUUAUGGUCUUUAUCCCGAAAUUCAAGGUUCACUCGUAUCCUGUUCGCUUGGUUUACGAGGUAUUACCGAAGGUUCCAUUGAAAUGCAGAAAAUUAAAAAAGUUCAAAGCUUUUUCCGUGGCUGGCUUUGCCGUAGACGUUGGAAACAAAUCGUCGAACAAUAUAUCAAGAGCCCACAUGCAGAGAGUAUGCGCAAACGGAACAGCUUGGUGUUUCAAAUGGUUGAGGCCGAGGAAGAAUACACGGAACAAAUGGAGAUAUUGGUUAGCUGUUUCCUGAGGCCUUUCAAAAUGGCUGCCAGUUCGAAGAAACCCCCAUGUAGUCACGAAGACGUGAAUAGUAUAUUUUUGAAUAGCGAAACAGUACUGUUCCUUCAUCAGAUCUUCCUGAAGGGUCUUACUUCUCGCAUGGAGAGCUGGCCCACUUUAGUUUUAGGUGACUUAAUGUUCUAUUCAGGAACGAAAUCCACGUGUGGUGCACUCGUACAGAUACUUGAUAAACCACGAGGAGCACGUAGCAGAUUGAGUGCAACAUUUGGUGGUAAAGGUUCCAGUGACAAGGAAGCUGUCAGACAAUGUUUCCUAUUUUCGAAUCAUUUGUUAUUGACAACGAGACAAUCUGACGAUGAUGGCCGUUUGAAUUUGAUAUCGCAUAUCGGCAAGAUUCCAUUAUCGGAUGCUGUCCUCAUAGAGGAUCCCUGCGAACAAGGUGUUACGGACGAUGACGAACUUUCAGUAUGCUCGAUGUCAAGUGGAAUCAGUGAGAGUAGCGGAAGUGCAAGCGGAAAUACUAGUUCACAACUUCAAAAUCGUGACUUCAAGAUCAUACUCGAUGUGAAAUCUGGCGGGCCAUUGGUUACCGUUCAUCUCGUAGCACCAACUAUGCAGGAAAAAGCAGCAUGGAUAAGUGACAUAAGUCAAUGCAUGGACAACGUACAUUUCAACGAUCUCCUUCAUUGCUCGAUGUCGGAUACAAGUUCCGUCACGAUGCCACAAUCGAUUAGGAACGAUCCAAAAUUAUUCAAGGAUGACGUAGACAUUAGGUUCAGUCGUACAUUGAACUCUUGUAAAAUUCCACAAAUUCGUUCGGCCACUCCUGAACGUUUAUUACAAAGGCUUACCGACUUACGAUUUCUUAGUAUCGAUUUUCUCAACACGUUUUUGUUGACCUAUCGGGUAUUCACCGAUGGUGUUACGGUAUUGGAAGCGUUAAAAAAAGUCUUUUACGAAACGGAACCACCUGAUGCACAAAUGCCUAGUGGUUCUCUCGUAUCGUUAGAUGUUUUGGGAGGUACCACGAGUGAGUGUCAAGCUCAUACGGAUGAACGAAGACGAAGCAGUGUUUCUCCAAGAAGAACGAGCGGUGCCAGUUCUGUUUCAGGAUACGGAUCAGAAAUUAGCGAACGAGACCGACAUUACGUGUACGAAUCUAAUACUGGUGCUCACACGUUAAAUUCGAAGACUCAUUGGCGUGGUGGUUGUAAAAGAUUGGAAGAAGAACAACAAUUAGGAUUGAUAACAGAAGCACCAUCGAUCAUGAAACAUAGUCCAACAUUGCAAUCGUCCUAUCCGUCCGUGACUACUCAAUCUCCAGCAACCUCAAGAAAAAUCAGCAUACGUGUUGACAAUGAUACCGAAAAUGAUGGAUGCCAUCUUACCAUUCCAAAAGUUAUAGCUGUAUCAUCGAGUUCAGAAACGUUAACAGAAGCAACAGUGUUGAGUGCACCAUCUUCACCGAGUAAUUUAAGUACAGUUACGUUAAUUGGAUCGACGGGUUCAGGAUCUGGAUCGGAUCCUAGUCCUCAAGAAGGUGGUACAAUUUCUAGAGGUAUUUCUGAAGAAACUGAUACACCUGUAGCUACAAGUACAUCUUCUACAGAUGAAGUACAAUUUACAUAUGCCGAUGUACCACUGACAUCAGGCAAAUCGACGGAUUCUGAAACAACAGAAAAAACACCAUCGACUCCUGCUACACCUCAAACACCUAAAAUUAAAGAUCACGAGAUUGAAAAGGAAACACGAGGAGAGUGGACCGAAGAAGAAAAGACACCGAUAUCGAUUGGACAAAUUCAAACUACCUCUAGUCAAACCCAAUAUCAACAUCACCAUCAUCAUCAUCCUCAUCACAUGGAACAUAGAGCAUCUGUUGCUUCUGCACCGGUUACAGGAAUGAGAAGUGGUUCAAUUUCUACCAUAAUGGGAAAUCAUUGGGCAACCAGACGAUCUAUUCAAGAAUCCGACUUAUGUUCAUCGUCUCAAGGAAACUUUCAACAUGAUCAACAACCAUCCAGUAAGGCCGGUGUGGUAGUUACCAGUUUUCGACAAAGUCAACGAAGCAUCGGACCCCAACCUAUUUGGAGCAGUACAUCAACGGCAGCAACUGCAUUUGCUAUAGCAACCUCAGCAUCGAGUAAUCCACCUGAUAAAGUACCUGGAAAAUGCUGUAUCAGUGAUGGAAACAAUCGAAGUGGUUCAUGUCGUGAUAAAAACAGACGAAAGGAAUCGGUUAUGUCAACAGCUGCAACCAUGAGAGUACUAAAUGUUCUUCGACAUUGGGUCUCGAAACACGCUCAAGAUUUCGAAUUGGAUCAGAAAUUGAAAACUUUGACCAUCGAGUUUCUUGAAGAUAUUAUUUAUAGUCCUAAUCUUUUACCGGCUGAACACAAAGCUGCUAGUCAGCUGUUAAGAUUGAUUACCAAAGAGGAAUCCGAAAGUAACAAAGUUGAUCUUAAGAAACUCUUGACACCCCCCACGGUGGCAAGUAAAGAAAGUAUCGAAACUUUAUCAGCAUUGGAAAUCGCAGAACAAAUGACUUAUCUGGAUCAUCAAAUAUUCGUAUCUAUUGCAAGCGAAGAAUUUCUUGGUCAAGCUUGGAUGAAAACUGACAAAGCUACGCGUGCUCCGCAUAUUUUAUUAAUGACGAAAAGAUUUAACGAAGUAUCGCAGUUAGUAGUUUCUGAGAUCAUUCGUAGAUCUAAUAUGCCGGCUAGGGUUGCGGCUAUUGAAAAAUGGGCAGCAGUUGCUGAUAUUAGUAGAGUAUUACAUAAUUACAACGGUGUAUUACAAAUUUGUGCUGCAUUUACCAAUAGCAGUGUUUAUAGGCUGAAGAAAACCUGGGAAAAGGUUUCUAAAACGACUAAACAAACAAUAGAAAAACUACAAAAUAUCGUCUCGUCCGACGGAAGAUUUAGAAAUUUAAGGGAUGCUUUACACCGAUGCGAUCCACCAUGCAUUCCAUAUCUAGGACUAUACCUUACUGAUCUUUCCUUCAUUGAAGAAGGUACACCGAAUUUUACCGAAGAAGGUCUAUUAAACUUCUCCAAAAUGCGAAUGAUCGCACACGUGAUUCGUGAAAUAAGACAUUUUCAGCAAACACCUUACAAGAUCGAACUGAUCACAAAGGUAACGAAUUAUUUAUUGGAUUCGUCGUUGCUGUUAAAUGAAAAAGAUUUAUAUCGAAUGUCUUUGGAAAUUGAGCCUCGAGCAUCGAGAUUAAGCAGUUCGACUUUGAUCAAUUUGCCGCCCUCCGUAAGUCACGCGUCGAUGAAAUAAUAAAGAGGCUGAUGAAUUAGGAAUGCAAUUAAUUUUAUCAAUGUUUCCAUCAAUACUUAGAAGAAGAAAAAAAGAAAUACAAUAUUCUAUAUCUAUUUAAUUCUAAGAUCAAAUCUGUGACACCGUUCGAAAAGAUUCUAUGCGAAAAAAAUCUAUAACUAUUUUCGAUCUUUCAAUACUCUUGAUAUAAUAAUAAUUAUUAUUGUUAUAAUAAUUCAUUUGAUAAUCUUCACAAUUGUCUCAAUUAACGCAUCUCUCUAUCAACAAGCAGAAAGAAGAAAGAAGAAAUGAAAAAAAAAAGGCGUAUAUCUAAAGCGAGCCAACGUUUUCUACCAAUUGUAUUUUAAAAACGACAAAAUGUCCAAGUUAAUAUCUCGAUGCUACUUUAUUCUAAGAUUAUUAGAAAAUAAUUUUUAUACGCUGGUACUAUAUAUUUAUUUUGAGAGUAAAUUUUUCUACGUUCUUUUUUUUCCUUUUUGUUUCUUUAUUUUGUUUUUUUUUACGCGAGUAAGCCAGGUUUUUAUUAAGAAAAAGAGAAACAAACGAACGAACGAAAAGAAUAUGAAAUUAGUGUUAUUGGUAACAACAAAUAGGAAAAACAAUAUCAUCUUCCGAAUUAUUUUUAAAAAAGAAAAGAAGAAGACUAAAAAAAAGUUUGCGUUUGAACCCCGUCCACUGAUAAUGACUAUUUUGUCUUAAGUCCUGGAUAAAUUUUGCAAACGUCCAAUUUAAUUUCAACAACGUUGGAUCGCGAAUCCUCGGAUCUCUCUCACUCUGUUCUUUCUAUAUAUAAAACAAAAUAUAUAUAUA
Messenger RNA from Polistes canadensis, 5967 nucleotides. Its product is annotated as ras-specific guanine nucleotide-releasing factor 2-like. Gene Ontology annotation, cellular component: plasma membrane. The coding region runs from base 961 to 5157 and encodes 1398 amino acids. The transcript has 25 exons. Gene Ontology annotation, biological process: Ras protein signal transduction; positive regulation of GTPase activity. The record is from RefSeq and is a predicted model, not a curated record. Gene Ontology annotation, molecular function: guanyl-nucleotide exchange factor activity; protein binding. Lineage: Eukaryota; Metazoa; Arthropoda; Insecta; Hymenoptera; Vespidae.